This is a messenger RNA of Cryptomeria japonica (Japanese cedar), 1134 nucleotides long. Its product is annotated as putative receptor protein kinase ZmPK1. Lineage: Eukaryota; Viridiplantae; Streptophyta; Pinopsida; Cupressales; Cupressaceae. Gene Ontology annotation, biological process: recognition of pollen. The record is from RefSeq and is a predicted model, not a curated record. The transcript has a single exon. Bases 1 to 1134 code for a protein of 377 amino acids.
AUGGAAUCUGCAGGAUGGGAAAACUCUGUUCGUUUCAUUCUCCGUCUAUGGCUAGCCUCUGUGCUAAUUUACACUUCCGUUGUCGCUGGCCAAGACACUAAUGGACUCGACAGGCUGAGAUUAGGAUAUUCUUCUCUCUCACCGCAAGCAAGAGAAACUAUCCUGCUGUCUCCUGAUGGCAUAUUUUCUGCUGGAUUUUACAAUGUGGGCAUCAAUGCCUAUUGUUUGGCGGUAUGGUAUUCUCGUAAGCCCAAACCCAAGACAGUGGUGUGGAUGGCCAACAGAGACCAACCGGUCAAUGGACGGGAUUCUUCUCUCCGUUUUCUAAACGAUGGCGACCUCCUUCUGGUGGACGCAGGCGGAAUCCCCAUUUGGAGAACUGACACCAAAGGCGUCGGUGUUAAGGAAGCUCUGCUUCUCACCACAGGAAAUCUGGUGUUGCGCAGUGAUUCUGAACAAAUAGUUUGGCAAAGCUUUGAUUUUCCCACUGAUACCCUCCUUCCCGAGCAGACAUUCACAAAGAAUAGUAAGCUUAUCUCAAGAAUAGAGUUGGGUAAUUAUAAAUCUGGCUACUACCGCUUCUACUUCAACGAUGACAAUUACCUGGGGCUCAUUUAUCAAGGCCUGAAUCUGUCCAGCAAGUAUUGGCCGCCUCAACCGAAUACUGCAUAUGGUGUAUUUGACAUCGGCAGAACUACUUAUAACAUUACUCGCCUGGCUUCUCUUGAUCAAUUCGGUGGCUUCAUAUCAAGCGAUAUGUUCAGUUUUAAUGCCUCGGAUUAUGGAGAAGCCCCCCUCAGAAGAUUGACACUGGAUAUUGAUGGGAACCUGAGAUUAUACAGUCUGGACUCACAGAAUCUCACCUGGGCGAUAACGUGGAUUGCUCUUACCAAACAAUGCAACGUCCACGGCCUCUGUGGAUUCAACGGUGUGUGCACAUAUACACCAGAGCCCAAGUGCAUCUGCCCGCCUGGUUUUGAAAUGGAAGACUCAACAGACUGGUUCAAAGGCUGCCGGCUCAUUCAGAAACUCUCCUGCGCCCCAAAUAAUGCUCAGUUUCUCCGGCUUCCUUACACAGAUUAUUAUGGUUACGAGCGGUCUGGCUAUGCAUAUGGGUUAUCGCUCCAAGUGUGA